AUUCAACAAGCCCGCCAUCAUGUCUAUGGCUUGACGUGGUUGUCAUUAAUAAGCUACUGUGUGAAAUGUGAAUGCUAGUCUUGUUGGUUGACUGAGCAUGCAUGAGUGCGGCCGGCUCCGCUGCUGCCGCGGGGCUGGGCGGCGGCGUGCGGGCGGACGGCGGCAGCGGUGGCGGGUGCAGUGGUGCAGUGGGCGGCCGCGGCGGGCUGACGUGCAACAUGCACUGGGCGGAGCGCUUCAGCCGCAACGCCACACUGGAGUUCACUCGGGACCGCAAGAUGAUGCCCGUCAUGUUGGUGGUCGACGCCCGCAGCAUCAUGUGGAGCAAGAUCACCCCCGCCGACGAGUCCGGCGCAACCUUCCUGCUGGGCCUGGUGGCGGUGCACGACCCGCCCCGUCCCGAGGCCGCCCGCGCGCUGGAGCUGCCCCGACAGGCUCCCGCGCCACGUGCCCUCGCCCCGCCCCCCUUCCCCUCCACCAGGCGGCGCCUCCACCAGCAGGCGGCGCCUCCACCAGCAGGCGGCGCCUCCACCACCAGCAGGCGGCGCCUCCAGCACCAGCAGGCGGCGCCUCCACCAGGAGCACCAGGAGGGCGGCUUGCCGGACUUGGCCUCGCUGGCGGGGGUGAUGCGGUGGUGCGCCAGCAGCCUGCCCCCAGCCCUCCGCCUCCCCCCCUGGGCCCCCUCACCUGCGCCACCAGCGCGCCCACCGGCACGGCCGCCAGCAGGUCGCCCGACAACACCACGAGCCUGGGGCUGCUGGUGAUGCGGCUGGCCACGGCACGCAGCGCGGCCGCCGUGCCGUACCCCUCCGGCACCGACACCACCUCGCAAAAGGCCAGCGCCCCCAGCGAUCCGGCGUACUCGGAGCUGAUCCACUCGCGCACCCUGGCAGCGGCCUUCUCGCCGAUGACCACCUGAGGUGGACAAGGAGCAAGGGGUAGGGCUUGUCAGGACUGGAGGACGGAAGGUGGCAUGUUGCGAGCUCUCAGCGGGGUGGGCGGGGCGACUGGAUGUGCAGCAGCCUUGCUUUCCGCAGA
Messenger RNA from Chlamydomonas reinhardtii, 1039 nucleotides. RefSeq lists its product as uncharacterized. The record is from RefSeq and is a predicted model, not a curated record. The transcript is spliced from 6 exons. NCBI's taxonomy places the organism in Eukaryota, Viridiplantae, Chlorophyta, Chlorophyceae, Chlamydomonadales, Chlamydomonadaceae. The coding region runs from base 102 to 920 and encodes 272 amino acids.